ACCGCCGUUGCCAUAGUUACAGACCGACAUUCCAAAGAUGUGGAAAACGGGGGGCGGGACUAUAAUUUGAGCAAGGGUGGAUGCACUUUUGAACAGCAAGUCACGGCAAGAAAAAGUUUUCCAAACUAUCUUGAAUUGACAGUAAAAAGCAUGCAUUUCUUUAUGUAGAGUGUCAGAAAACACAGUCGGCAAUUUCUUUCACCAGCGAACUUCAUUCAACCAGCGCUAACUUUGCUAGCAUGCAGAGCUAACUGAGCUAACGGUAACUUGCCUGUGAACUGGAAACUGGAAGAGCGAGUGACACCAGGAUGGGAGGGCUCGCAAGACUGUGCCAGAACUGAGGCCAAACUCUCACUCCCCUGCUGCAUUUAGAGCUGUUACUCAUUUUUUCUUAGCAACUUAACAGCAGAGCUGUUUGACAAGAAGACAGACACUGGAUAUGCCCUAUGUUCCUGCUUGAGCAGAACCUAGGGACAUAUAAUGACUAAUUGAAACUUAUUGAAUCAAUGGACAAAAGAAAGUUCCCUGGCACAAUGUUCAGGCAAGCAGAUACAUCAUCCAAGAGGCGCACAUGUGGUGGAAGUGGGCUGAACUUGCCCCAGCCUCCCCCAGCCUCCUCCUCCAUCCAACAGGGCCGUAUCCGUGCUGUGGAGGUGGCAAGAGGGAGAACAGGGUAUGGCUUUACACUGUCAGGCCAAAGCCCAUGUGUCCUCAGUUGCAUCCUGAAAGGGAGCCCUGCGGACUAUGUGGGAUUACGUUCAGGAGACUACAUCCUCUCCGUCAAUGACAUCAAUGUCUCCAAGGCGUCACAUGAGGAUGUGGUCAAACUGAUUGGACGCUGCUCUGGUGUUUUGAAACUAGUCAUUGCUGAGGGAGAACGUCACAGGCGACACCAUCACCACCAACGCACUGCUGGAAGUCGCCAUCACAGCAGCAAUACAAUGGCAGCAUCUUACCUGGACUCAUGCUCUAGUGAUGAUGAGUUGGAUGGUUUCUAUGACAACAGUGUUAACAACAACAAUAACAGCAGGUCAGGCUGUGGAGCUCGUGGGGGUUGGUACAAACCCAAAAUGGAUUCUAAGCAGCUGGGAAUCAACAGGGCAGAGAAGGUGGUGGCAGAGCUGCAGUCUGGAGGAAUUUUUAACAUGAUCUUUGAGAACUCCAGCCACUCCUCCAGCAGCUCGGACAAGGAGAGGCCUGUGGUUAGCUCAUCAUCAAAGCCUCGACCGCUGUCUGAUCCAGAGUUCCCUCCAUAUCGAAACUCUUCCCACUCCCAGAGCAAUCCCAACCUGCUCUCUGAGGAGGAGAUGGCCCAAGUUCUGAAUGACGAUUCAGUCUUCCUGGACUCAGACUUCCGUCAUCUCCACCUUCACCCCCACGAAGAGCAGGAUGUGGAUGUAGGAGAUGGGGGCGAUUUGGGCCUAGAGCCUGGCGAAGGCAUCCUCAAUGUGGGCAUGAUUGUUGGGUAUCUUGGCUCCAUCGAGCUGGCCUCCACUGGGACAAGCUUGGAGAAUGACAGCCUGCAAGCCAUCAGAGGCAGCAUGAGACGCCUCAGGGCAGAGCAAAAGAUUCAUUCAUUGGUCCUGAUGAAGGUCAUGCAUGACAGUGUGCGUCUGUGCAGUGACAGAGGUCAGGUUCUGGCCACCUACCCAGCAGAGAAACUAGCCUUCAGCGCCUGUUGUCCCGAUGACCGGCGAUUCUUCGGACUGGUCACAAUGCAGGCCACGGACGACCAUGAUGACCAUCACUUCAGCAACGGACGAGAUGAAGAGGGCGGUUUGAGGACUUCCUGUCACGUGUUCAUUGUGGACCCAGACCUCUGUCACCACCAGGUCCAUUUAGGUGUAGCCAGGAGGUUUGGCUUUGAAUGUACGCCUGACCCAGAUACAGGAGGCUGCCUGGAAUUCCCGCCCAGCUCUCAGCCUCUCCUCCAGUUUGUCUCUGUCCUCUACCGGGACAUGGGGGACAACAUUGAAGGGGUUCGGGCCCGUGCCUUCCACGAUCCAGACAACGAUGCUCAACAGAACCACAGCACCAGCAGCAACAGUGAUAGUGGGAUCGGCAACUUUUUACCAGAAGAGAAGAGCAACAGAGUGCUUUUAGUAGACCUUGGAGGUCCUCCCAACCACAACCACAUCUCUGGGCCACGCCUCUGGGACAGCCCACCUUCCUCCCAGCAGGCCUGGAGCCCCACCCUCGGAGCUGCAGCCUCUCACCCACCUCCUCCUCCUCCGCCAGCUCUGAGAAAUGGUCACUACCGUCACGAUCCACACCUGGCUGACCUCCCUCACCCUCUCCCCUUAGCUCACCCUGAUGUCCCCGGCAGGCACUCACGAGGGGUCCACCCUCACCACUACCCACCAGGGAAGCGGGGAGGAGCUGUGGGGGGAGGAGAAAAGAGAGGGGCUGGAGGUGCAGUAGGGGUGGAGCCGCAGCGGUGGCUGCCAGUCCAUGUGCUGAGAGACUGGCGUCAGCAGCACCACCACAGCCACCUCCAGGGCCUAAGCAGCGAUCAGGAGUCCUACGCCGAAUCCACUGACGGGUGGUCAUCAGCCAACUGCAGCACCCUGCCGCCACCCAUGAAUAAGAUCCCGGCCGACCGCUACCGGGCCCCGCUGGCUCCCGGAGACCACCUGCCACCACCUGGAGGGAGCCAGCCUCCUCCUCCCUCACAUCCCCACUCCCACGCCCACCGGCUGGCUGUUCAGAAAGAUGAGUGGGCUAAGAAGCUGUUUGGUGCUGGAGACAGGGAGCGGACUGGAGCAGAGAGAAGUGAAAGAGAGAAGAAACGAGGGAAUGCAAAGGACGCGGAGAAAAAGGGUGGUCGGUUCCGUGGUCUGACAAUGGGUUUCCCUCCUCUGCCCCAGCGUUCCUCUGCCAGACGCUCCUUUGGACGCUCCAAACGCCUCAGCCUGGCCCGCUCCCUGGACGACCUGGAGUCUGCUGCAGUCUCCGAUGGAGAACUGAACAGCGUGGAGCUGCAAGGCUGCAGCAGCGACAACAGUCUGAAUAGUAAUGCCAGCCUGCCCAGCGUCCAGAGCCACCGGCGCCACACCGAGAGGAGAGUGGCCAGCUGGGCUGUCUGCUUCGAGAGACUGCUGCAAGAUCCCGUGGGAGUCCGCUACUUCUCGGAGUUCCUAAAGAAAGAGUUCAGUGAGGAGAACAUCCUGUUUUGGCAGGCGUGCGAGUUCUUCAGCCACGUCCCUGAGAAUGACAAGAAGCAGCUCUCUCAGCGUGCCCGGGAGAUCUACAACAGCUUCCUGUCCAGUAAAGCCACAACACCGGUCAACAUAGACAGUCAAGCUCAACUAGCUGAUGACAUCCUCAACGCCCCCCGACCCGACAUGUUCAGGGAGCAGCAACUACAGAUCUUCAACCUGAUGAAGUUUGACAGCUACACACGGUUCCUCAAGUCUCUGCUGUACCAGGAGUGUAUGCUGGCGGAGGUGGAGGGCAGGCCCCUGCCUGACCCUUACCACAUCCCCAGCAGCCCCACCUCCAAACACAGCACCACUGGCUCCGACCGCUCCAACCUGUCCACACCCAAGAAGGAGGACAAAAAGAGCAAAUCUGGUCGAUCUUUGAACGAGGACAGCAGGGAUGACUCAGGAGACCGGAGGAAAGGCAUGUUCUUCUCGUGGUCCCGCAACAGGAGCUUCGGCAAAGGCCCCAAGAAGCGAGAGCUGGCCGACUUCAACUACAAUUUCUCUGGUAGUAAUGGUCGCCGUGAAUCCCAGGGUUCACUGUCAUCAGGAGCCAGUCUGGAGUUGGGGACGUCAGGGUCGGGGAGGAACGAGGGUGAUGUUUCCCGUGGUGCAGUAUCAGUGUCAACAGAGCGCGGGGUGGGCAGCGCCCCCUUGAGGCAGUGUAACAUAAGCUUGCCAGACGGCUCAUGUUGCUCUGUGCCACUAAGAGCCGGAGUGUCUAUCAGGGACCUGCUGCUGGGCCUCUGUGAGAAGCUCUGCAUCAACUUGGCAGCUAUAGACCUCUUCCUGGUCGGAGGGGAGAAGCCACUUGUUUUGGACCAAGACUGUAUGACAUUGUGCUCUCGGGACCUCCGACUAGAAAAACGCACUCUCUUCAGACUUGAUUUAGUACCUAUCAAUCGAUCUGUGGGCCUAAAAGCUAAACCCACCAAGCCAGUGACUGAAGUCCUCAGGCCUGUGGUGGCCAAAUAUGGCCUGCACCUCUCUGAGUUGGUGGCACGCAUUAGUGGGGAGUCAGAGCCUUUAGAUCUAGGUCUUCCUAUUUCCAACCUGGACGGGCUGCGAGUGGUGUUAGAUAUAGCAGAACGCGCUCCUGACAAAGACAAACAGAAAGUAACUCCCUCUAAGAGCCUCGCCCCGGCCUCUACAAGCAGAAACCAAUCAGCAACAGGGGAGGACAGGCCGUCAGGGAAAGCCGGUUCAGCCCACCCCCAUGGGGAAAACGGCAAAGCUGGGCACAGCCCUGACACAAGAGGCCAAGCCUUACCCAACCACUCUGUCUCUCUCCAUAAGGCUCCGGAGAAAAGAAAGCAGAAAAAGAUUAAUAUAGACGAAGCUGAAGAGUUCUUCGACCUCAUAUCCAAAGCUCAGAGCAACCGAGCAGACGACCAGCGAGGCUUGCUAAACAAAAGCGACCUGCAGCUCCCGGAUUUUCUGCGCCUGUCGCCUGUGGCAACCAACCAGGCUGUGCCUCCUCCCUAUGACCCUGAGCCCAGUUGCUCCACCCCUCAUUCCCGUAACCCCAACAACGGCAGCUUCCCUAGCAGCGGUCGCCGGGGCAAUAAGGCGAACAGCAACGACAGGGGAGGAGGAGGUGGCAACCACUUGCUCAACGUGAGCCAUCAGUCCCAGAGCUUGGACUCUGCACUGGGCACUGAGAGUGGAGGGGGGAGGAAAGCCAGACCACCUCCUCCAUUUCCUGGCACCAUCUCCCCCAUCCACCCGUCCCAGGGUGCUCAGCGUGGUCUCCUCCAGGACUCUGGCAGGGGAGAAUCAGUCCAGAUGCUGGAGGAGGACACCCUGUCUGAUCUGACUCUAGUGGGAGAGGGGGACAUUAACAGCCCCAGCCUCAACUACGUCACUCCCUCAGCCCUGCCAUGCAAACCCCCCCCCCGACCCCAACAACAAGCACAGGACGGUCGGCCUAGCUCAGGUACUUCCCCCGUGUGAACUCUUGAAACUUCUGAACUUUCACUGAACUUGAACUGGCUCACUAAAGUCAGUUUGAAGUUCCUUGUUAGCCACUCUUGAUCUGUGGCUGAACGGCCCAGAAUGCAUCCAGAUCUCCUCCUGUCCCUCAUUCAACUUGCUAGAAAUUAGUGCUAGAACCUUUCAAUUUACAUCACUUUCUACAGCCUAAAGCUAAUUACAGAAACAUUUCAACGCAGAUUUAAGUGUAAAUAUACAGUAACUAAUGUAAAAAAAAUACAAUACAUACAAUAGAAAUGAGUGUUCAUAUAGUUAAACCAUGGAUAUAGUGAGUUAUUAUAGUGAUGUAUGCACUACUUUUAGGCCAGCGUCUACUGUAAGUCAACAACAGCCUUAAGAUAAAAAUAGAUCAGGCACAUUAAGAGAGGAAAAAUGGAUGCAUUAAGUUUGGACACAACUUGCCUUGUGAUUUCCCUGUGUGAUGUGUAUCUGUGUGAACUUUUGAGCAGACUUGCUGUGCUGACUUUUCUUUGGAGACGUGAGCUCAAGGACGAGCUCAGGAUGAAUUGGUGAUGACCAGUGCCAAAUCCCCUCCUCCAGCUCCCCCCUCCCUCCCCAGUGUACAGAAUCUAACAAUGCACUUUAACCAACUACAAUCGAGACUUUACACACCUCUACACAUUCUUAAAAUCUAACCUUUAACCUUAUCGCGCUGAUGCGGUGGGCCUUAUCCCGUAAAUACAAACAUAUGCUACAGUACCAUUAACAUACUCAUUUGCUCAGCUGUUAAAGCAUCGUCUCAAAGACAGUUCACUCUGUGUUUCCACCGCUCUGCUCUCACCUCAGGCAUUUCUCGUGUCACUCAUGAAAACCAAGACUACAGCGAGUGCGCACACAUGCGCGUCGCUCGCUCUGUGACCAAACGAUCCAGAAACUUCUGCACCGACUCUACAUGAGCAGUUUUCUGUUUUGCAGCUCCAUUUUGCUUCUAUGUGCUACAUCACACAGCAGCAUGUAUGUUUUUCUUUCUCUCCACAGUUCGACAGUGUUUUUAGCUCUUUCUUCCUGUAGGAUUUAAGCUGGAAAACUUGGACUAACAAGUCAAACCGUUUCACUUUUUAAAAGGUUUCACUGUUGCUUUAUCCUGUACUAUAUCCUCAAGAAAACAUUAAUUUAUCCCACGUCCUUUUCAUUUUUACUAUCAGUUAAAAGUAUUAAUUUGUACAUAGUCUCCUUUGUGAAACCACUGUAUUGCUGUAGUCAUGGUUAAAUUGCAAUGCAGCCAUGCUGUUUCUUCAGUCACGAUAGAAAUCAAUUCUCCUCUGUUCAUUUGACUGUACUGUCUGUAAAUAGAUCAAAUAAAUGUUUUAGAGGUUGAACUCGCUCUGUA
Seriola aureovittata is the source of this 6525-nucleotide messenger RNA. RefSeq names its product regulator of G protein signaling 12b (gene rgs12b). Gene Ontology annotation, molecular function: protein binding; GTPase activator activity. The transcript is spliced from 19 exons. Bases 507 to 5156 code for a protein of 1549 amino acids. The record is from RefSeq and is a predicted model, not a curated record. NCBI's taxonomy places the organism in Eukaryota, Metazoa, Chordata, Actinopteri, Carangiformes, Carangidae. Gene Ontology annotation, biological process: signal transduction.